This is a messenger RNA of Hippopotamus amphibius kiboko, 5754 nucleotides long. It is a transcript of the gene CYB5R5, whose product is annotated as NADH-cytochrome b5 reductase-like. The transcript has 8 exons. NCBI's taxonomy places the organism in Eukaryota, Metazoa, Chordata, Mammalia, Artiodactyla, Hippopotamidae. The record is from RefSeq and is a predicted model, not a curated record. The coding region runs from base 512 to 1453 and encodes 313 amino acids. Gene Ontology annotation, molecular function: oxidoreductase activity.
CCCCGGUAGCGAGGAGACCUGCAAGAUCCUCGCCUGAUGGGAAGCGAAGGAGGGUAGACCUGCUGUCCACCCAUGGAUCCAAGCCAGACACCUGGAUGUCCCUUCAACUUCAGGAUUUCUCUGACCCCUGUCCUCUCGUCCUCCCUGAAGCUGCCCUGAUCCAGGUCCUCGUUACCUCUCACCUGGACCAUCACGACCUCCUCCUCCUCCUGUUUUUCUGUGAUUGGAGAACAAUAUGUUCUGAUACCAGCCAGAGCAGAGUUAAAGUCCAGUGCCAUCAUUUGGGGAGCUUUGGAACCCUGGGCAGCAGAUUCUAGGAUCAAUUCAUCGCUGUUCCCAGUGCUCACACAGAGCUUGGCACCUGCAGGCUCAGGAAGAAUGAGUGGAAUAGAGGUGACCAGAGUGUAACCACACGGCUUCCCUCUCCCAGGCUGGCAAGGGAGCAGGGCCUGGGCUUGCUCUGGGAACGGCACCCAGUUGCCCCUCCCAGCCUACCCGAGCCCCACUGGUGAUGGACACGGGGGAGGAAGAUGAUGAUGAGGAAGCCUGGCUGCAGCUCCGGCCGGUGGAGCCCUUGCCCUCCCAGUGCUGCGGCAGUGGCUGCUCGCCCUGUGUGUUCGACCUCUACCAGCGAGACCUGGCACGGUGGGAGGCAGCCCGAGCCAGCAAGGACAGGAGCCUGCUGAGUGGGGAGGAGACACAGAGCUGCCCUUCCAAGCUGAGCCCAGAGACCUUCCUGGCCUUCCGCGUCAGUACUGUGGACAGACUCACCAAGGACACCUACCUUGUCCGGUUUGCACUACCCGGGAACAGCCAGCUCAGCUUGCGGCCUGGCCAGCACCUCAUUCUACGGGGGAUAGUAGAUGGCUUGGAAAUUCAGAGAGCCUAUACGCCCAUCAGCCCUGCCAACGCAGAAGGAUACUUUGAAGUUUUGAUCAAGUGCUACCAGACUGGGCUGAUGUCCCGUUAUGUCGAGUCCUGGAGAGCAGGAGACACAGCUUUCUGGCGAGGACCUUUCGGAGGCUUCUUCUAUAAACCAAACCAGUACGGUGAGCUCCUCAUGCUGGCUGCUGGCACCGGCCUGGCCCCCAUGGUGCCCAUCCUACAGAGCAUCACAGACAACGGGGAGGAUGAGACCUUCAUCACCCUGGUCGGCUGCUUCAAGACCUUUGAGGGCAUCUACCUGAAAACCUUCCUCCAGGAGCAGGCCCGUUUCUGGAAUGUCCGCACCUUCUUUGUUCUCAGCCAGGAGAACUCUCUGGAGCAGCUUCCCUGGAGUUACCGGGACAAGACCCGCUAUGGCCGCCUGGGCCAGGACCUGAUUAAAGAGCUGGUCGGCUCCUGUCGGAGGAAGCCAUUUGCACUGGUCUGUGGCUCAGCUGAGUUUACCAAGGACGUGGCCGGGUACUUGCUGAGCGCAGGCCUGGCCAAGGACUCCUGCUUCCUCUUCUAGGCCUGGCCUCCCUUCUAAAGCUCAGGCCAGGGGCCUGGCACUGGGACGCAGGAAGGAGAACAGACUGGAAUCCAAAGACAUGAGUGGAAGACCGCUGCUAACUCUCCAGGUGACCUGGGCCGAAUGUUUUUACCGCUGUACACCUCCAUUUCUCAUCCACCCCACAUGGUCACUGACUCCCUCGAGCAGCCAUCCUACUGGGAGGAGGAAGGAUGGGGCCGUAGGAGCCUUGGGGAGGAGAAUAUUCAGCUGGGAGUCAGGGAGGACUCCCUGGAGGGAGCCAGGCCCUGGCUGAGUAGGAGUUGGCAGGAGACGGGCUGGGUGGGGCUCUCCUGGUUCCUCAGCUUCAAGGGUUUGUGAGGGGCUCCCAUUGGGCCCUGUCCUGUAAUGCCUGUGCCAAAGCCUGCUUUCCUUGGAGACCACAUAUCUCUUGUGGCCUCAGGGCUGGCUCAGAUGAGGUGCUCACGGUUUAGGGAAUGACCAUGGGGAGGCUAGAAGAGGAACUUGCCAUGUGUACCUCUAGUGCUGUGAGCCUGAUGCAAUGGAGGUCGUGGGUUCUGUGACCUGACUACGUCUCAGAACAAGGUGGAGUCCUAGAUUACCUUUAUUUUGGCCCCAGGCCUUUCCUGCUGCAAAGGGCUUCACUCUCAGUCUCCCUUUUCCUGGCUUGAGAGCCCAUCCCAGAGUCCUUUCCCCAGCAAAAGAGCCACAAAAGCAAAUGCCCCUCCCUCCUGCAGGCAGCCAGCUCAGCCCUCGCCUUCAGCUCAGGCACCCCGGUGACAGUUGCUAUGGAGAUCUAAAGAUAGAGCAGGAGUCAGGAGACCUGGGUCCUUCUCCCUGCUCUGCCCACUGAGCUGCUGCUGCUUCUGAUCCACCCACCUCCCCUCCACAUGCCACUCCCGCCAUCCUGCAUGGGGCAUGCCCUCCCCAGGGAACUUAGCAAUCCUGGGCAGCACGCUGCUGUUAAUGAAGUCUGCCUUUUGCAGCCUGGGCUCCAGUAUGCUGUACCAGCGCGGGCUUGUUACAGGCAGUCCCAGAAUUGGAAUAUUAAGCCAUGGACUCUCAGAAUCAAAGAACCAUAGAAUUGUAGAAUUAGAAUGUUGCAGUCACAGAAUCACAGAACUCAUCGUAUGAGAGGUUAAAGCUCAGGACUCCAAAAAGCAUCCCAUCUACCAGACUCGUUAUGUCAAUGGGGAAAGCAAGGCCCAGUGAGGCCCCGUGACCUGCCCCAGGUAAAAUAGUUCACGGCAGGGCCAGCGUCAGAAGCCCGGUCUCUACUGUCAGCCCUGUCCUGAGAGUUCUGUACCGGUGAGUUUUAAACUGGGCUCUGCAGGACACUACGGUUCCUGGCACGGCAGCAGUGAAGGCAUGGCCAGGUGGGAUCUCCAGGUCCCCCUCCAACCAGAACAGUUCUGUUUUUAUCCCAUUUAUAUCUUGGAGCUUGGAGUCAUUUUCAUUUGUGAAACAGGGUUUUUUCUUGCACUGCCCAAAAAGUUGCAACAAAUCUCCAUGCUGUGCCCUGUUCAAUAAAUAGUUAUGACAAGCAGUUGGGGGAUGGUGCCAAAGAUUUCAAACCAAGUUUCACAGACAGAAUUGCGGGGGCAAAUAGAUGUGGGGAAUACUGCGUGUGACCUUUGCCCAGAAUCACGUGCACACGAGCGUAUUAAAGGCUCUGAAAAGUCCAGUGAUGAAGAAGUGUUUUUCAUUUUGUUUACCCCGGAGUUUCCCAAGCUUGUUUAACUAGAGAACACGUUGAGACCAGCAUUCCAUGGGCCACUUCAGGAAAUGCUGGUCUGUCGCAAGGCCUCUCCUCCGCAUAGCGUGAUCGGUGGGAAGGCCCUUCCCUGAGCGGCAGAGGGACUGCGAUCUCAUACGGCCUCUCCUGUGACUUGAACAAGACGCUUCGUUUCUCAGGGCCUCUGAGCCCGUGCAUUUUCCUCCACCCUUUCCUGUCCCUCAGCUAGUACGUCCUGUUGCUUCUACUCACGCGUGCUCCUGGAGGACCUGUUAGGAACCAGACUGCUCUAAGCACUGAGGGAAGAACAGUGAACAGGGUGGUUACAGUCCGCCAAGGAAGGCAGAAGUUAAAGUUGUAAUUCUCAAAGGGAUGAGUGUGCGCAAAAGGGAAGUGUGGCGCGCUAGGAGAAUGCGUGGUAAAGGCUCUAGCCCGGCCUAGGGGAGGCUAGGACACGCCACUGCACUGAGGCUAGAGGCCUCUCACUCAUAGUGAGGGGUGGCAGGGGGUCCCCACUUAAGGAGUGAGGGGUCUGGGGCAGUUCUUGUAUGUCUUUGUCCCAUUUUAGAUAUUUGAUGUUUAGAUAUUACUACCCACUGACAACCAAUAGCCCCUCUUGUCCUGGAAUGUGUCGUCCUCCCCUUCCCCUCACUCCAUGUGGGAUCUGUGCAGUCUGAAUGGUGGCGGGGUUCUUCAUGGGACGCUGGUGAGGACCUAGCCACGCCUUUGGUGCCACGAUGCCGAAGGGCUCGUAUUAUCUGGAAACUUGCGAGCUCAUGGCUGGGUCCUGUGCCUUGAAAGAUAAGUGAGUCCAAGAAGGGGACUAGUUGGGGAGUGCGAGCAUGAACCUCUUUGAAUCGGGCUGAGGUUCUCAUCAGCUGGCCCACUCCUCCCAUCUCUCCUGGUGAUGCUGCCAGGGUGAUGGUGGCAAAAUCAGUGGCCGCCUUGGUUCCGCCCUCGUCGUGUUUUGCCUGCACCACUGCAGCAUUCCUGUGCUCAGCCUCCAGCCUCCGGCCUCUCCCCUGCAUCCCCUUCCACACUGUGGCCAGACCCAUUUUUUUAAAUUGUAGUAAUAAUGCUUAACUGAUAACAAAUUUCUAAGUGUAGGAUACAUUGUUGCUGAGCAUAGGUACAGUGUUGUACAGCAGCUCUCCAGAGCUUAUUCAGACUGCUACUUCUGACAUGUAGAUCUGAGCCUGUCACUCCCUUGCUUAAGUCCUUCCGUGCCUCCCUGCUGCCCUAAGGGUACGACAUCUCGCUCUGCUCACCUCUCCAGGCUUAUUUUGUCUUACUGCCCCCUCCCCCCAGCUCUUAUGUCCCAAACAUGUUCUCUUGCGUCCUUCAGUCCCUUCACAUCUGCUGCUUCCCUCUGCCUGGGCCAGCCUUCCACCCUCCCGUCUUCCGCUCACCUUAGCCUGCUUGUCUUUAGAGGGCUUAGUGCAGUGUUGCUGCGUCUCGGAAGCCUUGCCUGCCUCUGCACUCCGGGCUAGAUUACUGGGCAGUCUCGCAUGUUCUUCUGUUGCUGCACCCAUCAAACUGUCCCUUACGCAUGUGAGCGCAUGGGGGGCCGUACCUGUUCAUUGUGUCCCCAGCGUGGAAGGGUGCUCAGUACAUCCUGGAUGUCAAACACCUGAAUGAUAAACAGCUGACUUCAUGGAGCCCUUUACAGGUUGCACAAUGCUCUUCACCUACACUGAAGCAUGCAGUUGUCACCAAAAAGCAUGCUAUUUAUUACCCCAGUUUACUGAUGAGGAAACCAAGCUUCUGAGACAAACAGUUCUCCAAGGUCAUGCAGGUGUGCAUGCUGCGGUUGUUAUAAGGGUUGUAUGUAACAUGUGGGUGCACCAAGAGAUGUGCAUUAAGAUUUUCACUGCUGUACUGUUUGAAACCGCAGAGAAUGAAAACUACCUAUAAGUUCAUAAGUAAGAAAAUGGAGAAAUGAACUGUGUGGUGUAGACUCAUACAGUGGAAUGCCUUACAGCAGUUAUGAACUAGAUCUGUAUGUAUCAGAAUAGACUAAAUCCUAAAAACAUCAUAACUGAGUGAAAACCAAAUUGUAAAAGGAAGGAUACAGCAAGAUAUCCAUAUUUGGAAAGUUUAAAAACACAAAAUAAUACCAAAUGCUCAGAAGGAGAUUCACCAACUUCAAGGACAGUGGUGACCUCUGACAGGGAGAAUGGAAGGGGAUGGGGUAGGUUAGGGCUUUUAUCUGUGUCACUUUACUAUAAAAAUAUUUGAAAUGGAUAUAGCAAAAUAUGAUCAUCUGGUAAAUCUGGGUGAUGGGUUCACUGUUGUCUGAUUUAUUAAUAUUCCACCUUUUUCUGUGUUUGAAAUAGUUCCAUAAUUAAAGGUUUUUAAAAAUAAGAUGAAACAUGCCCAAAGUACUUCAGAAACUAGAGGCUUAAAAACAUUCAUUCCUUCCCUCCCACCUCCGGGUAGACUCUGCCCUUUUAUGCCUCCAAGCUUUUCAGCUUUUCAUUUGAAACUCCUGCAGGCACCUACCGUGUGCCCUGGUCUAGACACAACAGUAAAUAGUAUAAACAGUGCCCAGCAGCCGUAGCUUACA